GCCAACAUCCCCGCCAGCCUUCAAUUGUGGCCAUAUACCAGCGGGCUCCGAAAGCUCGUUUUCUCGCUCUGUACCCAUCCUCGUAAGCUAUACGCGCGAUCGCUACCCCCGAAAGCAUCUCCCGACCCUCAGCAUCCCUUCGCAAGCUGCAUCUUCAAAUCCUACACACCAACCCUCCAGAAUGCCAAAAGCCAAACCCAAGCGCGCCGGCGCGUCCUCUACGCAAUCCACGCCCUACGCCAAACCCUCCGCCAAAGCCGCCGCUGCGCACUCCAUCUUCAAAAUGAACCACGACCUCGGGCAACACAUCCUCAAAAACCCGGGCGUCGCCUCCGCCAUCGUCGACAAAGCGAACCUAAAACAGUCCGACCACGUGCUGGAGAUCGGUCCGGGGACAGGAAACUUGACAGUCCUGAUCCUCAAGAAAGCCAAGACGGUCACCGCGGUCGAGUUUGACCCGCGCAUGGCGGCCGAAGUGACAAAGCGCGUGCAGGGCACGCCCGAAGGCUCUCGAUUAAAAGUCUUGCUCGGGGACGCAAUCAAGAUGGAGUACCCCCACUUCGACGUCUGCAUCUCCAACACACCGUACCAAAUCUCCUCGCCCUUGGUCUUCAAGCUGCUCUCCCUCCCGCACCCCCCGCGCUGCGCAGUUCUCAUGUUCCAGCGGGAAUUCGCGAUGCGACUAUUCGCAAAGCCGGGGGAGAAGCUGUAUAGCAGACUGAGUGUGAAUGUGCAGAUGUGGGCGCGCGUCUCGCACGUCAUGAAAGUCGGCAAGGCAAAUUUCAACCCCCCACCAAAAGUCGAGUCCAACGUCGUGCGCAUCGAGCCAAAGCAUCCGCGUCCGGCUAUCAGCUACGAGGAGUGGGAUGGCCUACUCCGCAUCUGCUUCGUCCGCAAAAACAAAACACUGCGGUCCAGUUUCUUGGGGACGAGCGCCGUGGUCGAGCUCCUCGAGUCAAACUACCGCCUCUACUGCGCGCAGAACGACAUACCCAUCGACGAGACGCCCGUCGACGACGCCGACGCCGUGGAUGAGAUGGAGGUUGAGGACGCCGACGACGAGUUCAGGGGCUUCAGCGACCCGGACGACAUGGACGAUGAUGUGCCCGAUUUCUUCAAGACGGCGCAGAAGAAGGGCGGGAAUAAGAAGAAGAGCCGCGGCGCGGUGACGGGCGUAGUGCGCAAGAAGAUUGAGAAGGUGCUCGAGGACGCGGACCUCGCCGAGAAGCGGGCGCGGAUGUGUGACGAGGGGGAUUUCUUGAAGUUGCUUUACGGGUUCAACCAGGAAGGGAUACACUUUGCUUGAACGGAAAAAGGAUACCACGGCACUACAUUUUCGGCGUUCUGGGGCACGAGAUCAAGUUUACGCAUGCAGCAUUAUGGGCGCUUGGGAGAUACCAAAAGGACUUGGCAUUCGGGAGUCUAUAACAAAUUCAUCGGCUCAACAGAGAGUUUCAUCAGAUCGCACGUAUUCGUUCCACUUUCACUUUCAAUAGUGUUCAAGGCGUCUAUAUCGCCUCCUCGAACUGCCUAACCAACUGCCCCUUUUCUUGCAAGAAAUCCUUGACCUGCUUGACCGUGUACUCUCCUCGGUGGAACAUGCCAGCUCCCAACGCCGCAUCCGUACUCG
Molecule: messenger RNA, 1630 nt
Organism: Paraphaeosphaeria sporulosa
Lineage: Eukaryota; Fungi; Ascomycota; Dothideomycetes; Pleosporales; Didymosphaeriaceae
Product: dimethyladenosine transferase-like protein
Exons: 3
Coding region: 182-1306 (374 amino acids)
Biological process (GO): rRNA methylation
Cellular component (GO): mitochondrial matrix
Molecular function (GO): rRNA (adenine-N6,N6-)-dimethyltransferase activity
Source: RefSeq, a predicted model, not a curated record